Fopius arisanus is the source of this 5144-nucleotide messenger RNA. RefSeq names its product axin (gene Axn). Gene Ontology annotation, cellular component: nucleus; beta-catenin destruction complex; plasma membrane. Gene Ontology annotation, molecular function: beta-catenin binding; ubiquitin protein ligase binding; molecular adaptor activity. The coding region runs from base 1151 to 3580 and encodes 809 amino acids. Lineage: Eukaryota; Metazoa; Arthropoda; Insecta; Hymenoptera; Braconidae. The record is from RefSeq and is a predicted model, not a curated record. The transcript has 9 exons. Gene Ontology annotation, biological process: positive regulation of proteasomal ubiquitin-dependent protein catabolic process; positive regulation of protein kinase activity; cell development.
GGCGCCGUUUGACAGCUACUCAGGUCGAGUAUCCCUGGAACACAUCGAGGCGAAGGGGAUUGAGGAUUUGGGAGGAUCUGCAUAACACUUGGGAAGAAUUUUCCAACUCGUGGAUAAGUGGAGGAUAAGUGAAAAAUUUUCAAAAUUAUGAGAUGUUGAUUUGUUGACCCGGGGGUGGAAAAAUCGAGAAGAUUAACGAUGAGAGCAGAGAGAGAGGAAUUGCGGUACUACCACGAGAGUGACGGGGGCCCGUUUCUGAAGUGAGCCGACGUUGGUGAAGAGGAGUGAGACGAAGAGAGCGUUUCGUCGUGUGGAAAGGAGCCUCCUUCCAUGGAAUAACGAAUAAGACGGAGAAAAAAGGAGUGAAAACAUUGGUGGAAGAACGGAGAGGACUGGGACUGGAAUGGACAGUCGAGGAGUUCGGGGAAAGGUAAAGACGGAGAAAACGAGACGGAAUCGAAGGAGAACGCAACGGAACGACCUACGCGGAGUGGGAGGGAGCAAGGGGAGAAGUACGAGUAGCACGAGGAGAGGGAGAACCCGUGGAGGGAAAAAGAAGAGUGGGUAGUUGAUGGCGACGAUGUGCAACGGUGUGAUGUUUGUUGGGCUCACGUUUUGUCUGUGAUAACUAGGGGUAUUUUUCACUUCCUAAUAGACACUAAACCCCAUUGAAUAUAUCGACCCUCCCCUGAUGGUGGCUCUUAUCAGUGGCACGUGUAACGAUGAAUAAUUGAAAAAAAAAAAGAAAGCUCGAUGGCGAGGUGGUAGAAAUGUUCAGUGGACCCCGAGAGUGUGUUCUGUGAGUGAGAAAGCGUUUGGUUUAUUCUCGGGGAUUUUUAUUUAACUCUCGUACCAUUAAUUCCCUCAUAUCGUUCAUAUUAUUCGUUGGGUUUUUUUAAUGAUAUUGUGGUGAUGAAGGAGUCUGAAUGAUGCUUGGUGGAAUUAUAAGGUGGAGAGGUAUGCACAAUCUUCAUAGGUAGGAAGACGCCUCUGAAACGACAAGUAGUACGCGUGCCAACUGGUGCCAAACACGCUUGUAUUUAGGGAGAGACAUCGCCCUUGCCGUCGGCCAGAUUUGGACUAGCCAUGUCCACUAGGAAGCGAAGGGGAUUAAAAUCUAGUAUAAAAGUUGAAAUAGUCAUAAAUAGCUAUGACAGAUAGGAUGAGUGGAAGUCGGAGGAGUGAAGUACGUUGCUUCAAUGAGAACUCUCCAAGGCCUCCCGUACCUGGAGAAGAAACUGGAGGAUAUAAUAUUGGAAGAAUACCUCCGCAGAGCCCUGCUCUAACACCUAGACGCUCGUUAUUGGCUCGCUCCUCCAGUGGCAUCUGCGAUGCUUCAGCACCGAUGGGAUUCGAACCCGAGGGCUGUUGCGAUUCGUCGAUCAUGGAGACCAAUUCACCACCCGCUUGUCUCAGAUGGGCGACCAACCUCAAUUCGCUGCUGCAGGAUAGGGAGGGACUGCAGUUGUUUAGGAAGUAUUUGGAACAAGAGGGAACAUCACACGCCAAUCCUCUUGAUUUCUAUUUUGCCUGCGAAGGUCUCAAUCAGGAGCAUGAUAAGGAUAAGGUCCAUCAGUUGAUCAAGGCUAUCAAUAGACGGUUUCUUCAAAAAACACAAUUGGCGAUCCCCGAGCACAUACGGAAGGAGGCGAGUCGUCGUGUAAAGGAAGGGAGAGCUGACAAAACAGUAUUCGACGCUGUGCAGCACGAAGUCGAGCGUGUUAUAAAGGAAACUAUUUAUCCAAAUUUUCUAAGUUCAGAAAUUUAUUUGGGAUAUGUAUCGUCAUGUCAAAAUGCCGAUUCUGCUGGCUGUCCAAGCUCCACGUCGAGCCGAGAGAUGUCAAUAUCGUGUGGGCCAGCUCUACUGCCAACUCUCCAUGAGGAUGCUGAAUUUUUUGCUGGACAUUAUUCCCAUUCAGCGUGUGGAACACCAGGUGAAUUAAGACUGACUAGGGAUGUCCUUAUGAGGACACAACAGACUAGAGCAAUGGAUCUGAGGCCUAAAACUGAGGCACUUGCUGGAAUGUACUUGCACCCUACGACUAGUCCAUACCAUAUGCGAUCCCGAGCACCUCUUCAGUAUUCGUCAUAUAAUCCAGUAUCGCGACAGGACUCAGAGUUGCAGAGUUUGAGCAGUGAUGCCAGAACUGAAUCUGACAAUUUGUCGUUGACUGAUAACUCAGUAGAUGGAAUGUCAAUAGGACGAUCGAGAAGUGUAAGAAGACAUGGACGUGAAUCCAAAGCAUUGAGAACUAUGGGGCCCAUCCAUAGUGAUCCAACUCUCUACACAGUAAUACCAAGAACGCAACGUGUAACCAAGGACAUAUGUGUACCAACGGAUCCAGCUGUAUUGGGACCGAUUCUCAUUCAGAAAUUAGAAGCAGUGAGACGUGAGCAGGAGAACGAGGAGAAGCUAAACAGGCAUCUUCAAGAGGCUGACUCGAUCUGCAUGAAUUCUAUGGAGGGCCCCCCAUCCAGUGCCCUAGCUGAUGCACUUCGUGAAAAGCUUCAGAUUGAGGACGACGAUCAGGCCAUUCUAGAUCAGCAUGUGUCGCGUGUUUGGUCAGAUCCCACCCCCUCGAGAUCACCGAGGUUCGAGUCACCCAGGGGACACUCGCCAGAACGUUGUAAAAGAAAUGUAUCAACGCACAAUUAUACACGGUCUUAUAAACAGCGAAAGGAAAAGGAUGUGUUUUCUACAUUUUCUGCUGAUAGCGGUAAUAUCCAUGACUUCCCAGAGGGCAGUGAUUUGGCUACUAUGGGCUCUUUUAGCUCCUUGGGCUCGCAUAUUCCAAAGUCCAAGUCUGUUCCUUCAGAGUAUGCUGAUUCUUUGCAUAAACCUGAGCUUUAUUAUCAAGGUCACGAUCAGAGAUUCAGGAGAGCAGACAUGUCCAGGAGAUCAGCGACCAAGAAAUCCAUGACAGAAUUAACCGACAGUGGGGUGAGUGUUGUUAGUGAUGUACCUCCAGUGCCAGUAAGCAAGGAGCAUCGUCUUCACGCGUGGUUGAAUCAGAAUGAUAAGAAGGGCGAUGGCAAACAUCAUCGACAUGGAAAAAAAUACGGCUCUAGGAGUGGCUCGCUGGAGAGAGCCGGUAGGGAGUCCUGGGGAGUUCCUUCACAGCCGUUUGUCACUGAUCCAGGAAUGCCACCUCUUCCACCUCCUAAUACUGCCAUGCAACUGGAAGAAGCCAGACGACGACUAAUGGAGGAAGACCGAGCACGCGGUGGUGCAGGGAGUAUUAUCGCUCCAUCAAGCUCUGGUGCUACUAGUAGAAGAUAUCCUACAGCUCCUUCCAAUACAUCCACUCUGCGCAAGAAACAGGAUACGGGUGAUUUUACCACCGCAAUAUUCUCAUUCUGCGAUGAGAACGUACCCUACAGAAUAAAAAUCCCAGGGCAUAAUGUGACACUCAAGCAGUUUAAAGAGUAUCUUCCGAAGAGAGGCAGCUACAGGUAUUUCUUCACAACCGAAUGUGAAGAUGUCGAUACAAAAAUUAUUCAAGAAGAGAUCACCGAUGACACAGAAGUGUUGCCACUUUGGGAGGGCAAGAUAAAAGCCCAAGUCAAGGCCCUCGAAUAGAACUCCACCUCUCGUCCAUACACAGCCGAUCAAAAAAUGCAAAUCAUUAUUUAUUAUCAAACUGUACAGUAUAUAUACACAUAUAUUUUUUUGUUUACACGUUCAUAAUGAUUUGAAGUGAGGAUGCCCAAUGACAUGUCAUUAUUUCUCAUUUCUUAUCUUUUAUUUCAUAAAUUUUUAAGAAAUUAUUUUUAGAGAUCCAUCGAGCCAAGUAGGAUCACAGCAUACUUCUACUCAUAUAUAUAUAUAUAUAUAUACAUAUAUAUAUAUAUAUAUAUAUAUUUUUUUUUGUUUUUUUAAUCAAAUCGGAGGCUUCCCACUGUCUUUAUUUCCGGCCGAAUGUACAAAAUGAGUGCGAAGUAGAUUUUUCGCCUUUAUAAGGCACUAGAACUUGAAAUACGCAGAUUAGCUGGUAAACUUUUUUUUUUUGUAGGAAAUAAGAUUGAGGUGAAUAUUACGUAUAUCAUUAUGUAUAUUUAUCACAAAAAUAUUAUACAAUGAUAUACAUGUUGCGUACGUAAUAUUCAACGAUUGAAAUUGAAUGGAUUGACGUGAGAGAACGGGAUUUAUAAAAAUUACGUGCCAGAGGAAAACAAGAAUAAAAGUCAUGGGAUAAAAUUUAUGAGUGCAGAAUGUGCAGAUAAAUUUCAAAAAUAAUAGUUAGAUAAAACGAUGGGUUAUGUGAAUGGGCAGCCUCAGGGGGAAAACUGAUCAAUUACAUCAUGAUUGCUCAGAGAUCAUGAAGUUUUUUUUUUUUUUUGGGAGGCUAAAUAUUGUGCCUUUUAGGAUAAGAGUUGAAUUAAGACUUAGUAAGAAUACAAAUCGAUGAAAAUAAUUACAGAAAAUUUUCAAAUUUCACUAAUUCAGGGAAUUCAACAGUCUAUAAGAAUUUUAUUGAUUUUCGAGGGGAAUUAAUUUGUACCUUUGCUGCAUAUCGAUUUGAAGACGUUUUAAAUACUUUUAAAUUUUAUUGGUACAAUUUUUUUUUUAUUUUCUGGCUUAUUGUAUUCAGUGUACAAUAGAGUAUUAUUGCAUUUUAUUAUCGCAUUGUGAAUCUAUUUGGUUAGUAAAAAUGACAGCGAAAGUUAACAGUCAAUUCGUCAAUGACCCCAGACUUAGGUAUUAAAUGAAGAAUGGCCUAAUUGUGGGCCUCCAUUACAGUCUCAUGACAGUUCAUUACAGUUUCUAUUUCUUCGAGCUUCCAAUUUGUUUCCAUUGUUUAUGAUGAUGUCCAGAUUAAAGUUGUUUGCGAUUUAGGAGGCGAAUCAACGAACAAACUCUUCUAUGUCAAAUUUUUAAUCUGACACUUAUUUAUAGUGAGGUUAUCGUAAAAUCAUGUUUUUUACUCACUGAUUAAUAGUAAAACAUUGUUCAAGUGUUUCUGUAUCUCACAGAUGAAUUGAUUUUUUUAAUGAUGAAACAAGAUAUUUCAAUACAUUUACCUAUUAUUUUUUAUUAUUAAUAAUAUCCUGAUUAUUAAUUAUUGUAUAGAGAAUGGAUGGGGAGAGAACCAAUUGUCAGAACAAAGUGAUGAAAUAAUAAUGAUGCAGCGAUUUUCACCAUA